This is a messenger RNA of Galendromus occidentalis (western predatory mite), 2480 nucleotides long. RefSeq names its product ras-like GTP-binding protein Rho1. Gene Ontology annotation, biological process: small GTPase-mediated signal transduction. The transcript has a single exon. The coding region runs from base 231 to 809 and encodes 192 amino acids. Gene Ontology annotation, molecular function: GTP binding; GTPase activity. The record is from RefSeq and is a predicted model, not a curated record. Lineage: Eukaryota; Metazoa; Arthropoda; Arachnida; Mesostigmata; Phytoseiidae.
GGAACUGUCGCCGCCUGCAACAACAGCAGCAACAGCGGUGGUGAUAGAAGUAAUUUUAGAGUCAGUACCUGCAACAGUUGUUUGAUCGAUCUGUUGGUCGCCAGAAGUCCGUUUCCGAUUCACGUCGGUUCCCCCGAGUGCCGUACGUGGUAGGGUGUGAGUGCGUGCGUGCGAGUUUGAAAUCGACGGCGACCGUGAUUCGGCGGUGCUUGUCGACGACAUUGUGAAGUAUGUCAGCGAUUCGCAAAAAGCUUGUCAUCGUCGGUGACGGUGCCUGUGGGAAAACCUGUCUGCUGAUCGUGUUCAGUAAGGACCAGUUCCCUGAAGUUUAUGUGCCUACGGUCUUCGAGAACUACGUUGCCGACAUCGAGGUCGAUGGAAAACAAGUUGAACUCGCGCUGUGGGAUACGGCCGGACAGGAAGACUACGACCGACUCCGUCCUCUUUCGUAUCCUGACACCGACGUCAUCUUGAUGUGCUUCUCGAUCGAUUCACCCGAUUCACUCGAGAACAUCAACGAGAAAUGGCAUCCGGAGGUGAAACACUUCUGUCCCAGUGUCCCGAUAGUCUUGGUUGCCAAUAAGAAAGAUCUCCGCAGCGAUAGCGGAACAAUCAAAGAGUUGGCCAAAAUGAAGCAGGAGCCUGUCAGAGGAGAAGAAGGUCUCGCCAUGGCUGAGAAAAUCAAUGCCUAUGGUUAUCUCGAGUGUUCUGCCAGGACCAAAGAGGGCGUGAGGGAAGUAUUCGAACUGGCGACACGAGCAGCUCUCCAAGUCAAACCUAGAAAGAGGAAACGUUGUGCCCUAUUGUAAACAAAGGACCCUCUGCUUCAUCGCUUUCGGCACAUCGAUACAAACACCCUAAUAAAAGUCUCCAGCAACAGCAGCAGCGAGCCGAUUCCAUCUCUGAGUUUGACGCUGCUUCUGACUGAGUGAGAUCAGAGUAGAGAUACGGGAACUUGAAGGCAUCGCUAAACUACCCCACCAGGCGACGAUAGAAAUUAUUGAAUUCGAGAUGUGUCCGUACUGCUCUGCUGCAUUUCAUCGGAAUUCAGAAGCCCCUGUCAUCGCAUAGCUCCCUCUCUAGCUCUGGUCGACUAUGGUAAAUGCUUAGCUUCGCGAACUGUUCCCACGUUGAGAUGAGUCUAGAUCGAUAGAAUAAAAAUUGCAAAAAACAAAACAGAAUGAACAAUCAACGACACCGAUUUCUCCGGAGGCCGUCAGGAAAAAUUCGAGGAACAUGAUAUUGAGGCGAGCCGAAAGAGUCGACGAUUCUGAUCGCGCGGUUAAUUAGAAGAGGAGGAAAUGAGAUACAGGGGUGGGCGUCUCAGCGGCGGUCUCUCGCUUAUCGCCGGUUUUCAGCCGAUAAGGGUUAUACACUUGAAGCACUCGUAAAUGCCAUGUGGCUUCACUUGAAGUUCUGCCAUUGUCGAUGCAAGUGAAUCUCUCGAGGGAGCUCGCUUGCACGCAUAAUCGAACGGAGGACAAGCUGUAUCGUAUGGAGGAUGUCAUGGUGUGACUGUCACGGAGUCCGGGAUUGUCAGAUUAAGAUUACAGAAUUCGGAGUAAAUGUCUGGAGUUGAUGGACUGAUUAUAGGCCUACGAAAUCUCAAGUGUUGCCAAGCGUUACUUGGUUGGUUGGGCGGUCGAUCGUGCCUUCAAUUGACUUGUUGAUGUACAAUACUUUUCGAUAUGCUCACACACCAAUUCCGCAGGGGCUCGUCCAGCAGACGAGGAUAGCGGGACAGUUGCGACAGAGUUGCCAAAAGUGUGAGCAGAAAGCGAACCGAAUUCUCGACAACAAGCCGAUUUAGUCAAUUGUUCGACUCUGAAAAAAAAAGUUAGCCGGAACACUGUGAAUCAGUGUCUUGAAAUCGGGAGCGUCGAGACGUGACGCCGAAUAUGCGAGUUUGUUCAGGUUGAGAUGCAUAGUUAUCAUGGAGCAUCCGAGUGAAGUCAGGAGAUAGCGAUACAUGAAUACCCGUAUGUCGAUGAAUGUACCGGGGGAACCGAACCCAACUCAACUAUGUUGUUUCAUGGUUUUUGCGAUGGCGAGAAUUGUUUCAUGAUGAGAAUUUAUUAUGUGGCAGAGGAUCAGAAUGCGGAAGCCUAAGCGCGGGUGUCAGUCAUCCAUGUUCAGAGCACAUCCACCUCCCUCAUCAUCUACUCGUCCUUAUAUUAUACAGUGCUAUCAUAGAUCAGUUGUUGGCGGGGGUUCAUAUCGACGGAGACGUGAGGAUGUGAUCCGCCAUUUAUACUUACAUGAAGUUUCAGAAAACGAGCAGUGAUUCACGUGGCAAUAACUAUAAGCACGGGAGAGACAGAUCACGUGAAAGACUACCAUGCAUACACAUAUUUUACCGUAGCGAGAACAAAUGGUGCAGACUGUCCCAUUCGAAGUUUAUGAUAACAUGAUGAUGCUGCAUGAUCAAUCGAGUGUUCUCGGGGGAAAAUCGAAAUCGUGAAUAAAGAGAGUAUUAUUUU